UAGUUAGUUUGUCUAUUUGUUAGUUAGUUAGUUAGUUAGUUUGUCUGUCUAUCUGUCAGUCAGUCUAGAUCUAGAUGAAAACUAUCAGACACAUUUACUGACUGAUUAUAUGAUGAGAGAGAUUUGUUCCGGUGGAUCUAAAUGUGUUUCCAAGGUCGUUCAGCAUAAAAGAUCAGUUCGACGACAUCGAUCAGGAAGUUCAGGAAAAACCGCAAGAGAAGAGAAGUUUGGUUGUUCCUGUUCACAUGAAACAGGAACAGGGAAGUUCAUGUUUGAGGCUGAGUGAUUUACAGUUCACACACACACACACACACAAGUGGUCACAGUGUCGGUUGCGAUGUGACCUUGGUACACAGUUAAAAAGUCAGGCAGCUUCUUAAAGAGACAGACACGUCGCAGUCAGAGAAGGAAGCGACGGCUGUUUCACAUCAAAAUGAAAUGUCCUCCAGCUGUGACUCCGGACGUGCUUCUUUAAAACAUCUUUCUGAACUUACAGCUGAUUCACUUCAGUUGUUGGACGAUUUCACCGUCAGACUCUCAACGAACAACAAAGACAAACCUGCAUGAAAAUAUAGGAUGAGUGUCGUCAUGUGAAAUGAAGGUUCCUGUUGUGGCUCGCCGAGCGUUCAGCAGCUCCGCCGGGCAGCUGAGGAACCGAAUCCGCGAAGCUCAGAAACUCUUCCAGGAAGACAACGGCCUCCCGGUGCACCUGAAGGGAGGAAGCCGCGACGUGCUGCUCUACCGGGCGACCAUGACUCUGACGCUCGCAGGGACCUGUUACUCUGUGUACUCGCUCUUCAAAGCCUCGAUGCCUCAGAAGAAAGCGUAGAGGAGAAGAAAGGCGUCCGGGCUCCGUCCAUCACCUGGAGAACGACGCUCGGCUCCGUCCAACACUAAUGUUUGUCGUGUACAAUUACUUCAGAUUUUGUUUUCAUUUUUAAUCCCCAUUCCUCCUCAUUUCACCAUGGAAACCAUGGAAACGUUUAAGAAAAUGUUGUGAAAUAAAAGUCCCAGAGGAUUAACCACCA
This is a messenger RNA of Scophthalmus maximus (turbot), 1028 nucleotides long. RefSeq names its product cytochrome c oxidase subunit 7A1, mitochondrial (gene cox7a1). The transcript is spliced from 5 exons. NCBI's taxonomy places the organism in Eukaryota, Metazoa, Chordata, Actinopteri, Pleuronectiformes, Scophthalmidae. Gene Ontology annotation, biological process: mitochondrial respirasome assembly; mitochondrial electron transport, cytochrome c to oxygen; regulation of oxidative phosphorylation. The record is from RefSeq and is a predicted model, not a curated record. Bases 596 to 829 code for a protein of 77 amino acids.